AUGGAAUCCCGCGGCGCACCGGCGGAACCGUCUCAUAAACGACCCCGGUCUCCCACAAGCGAUCAUGCUAUGUCGUCGUCAAAGAUCCAGAAGACGCACUCGAACCACCUGCAAAUCAACUAUCUCGCGCGUCAAUACCCCGACAACCUCCCGUUAGUCUCGGUUGAUGAUACCAUGCCCGCGAUCAUCCAUCUGCUCGGCGAGUAUGACGGUGUGCUACACCGCCACGAGAGCAUCGCUGGAAAUCUGGGCGCAUGCCCGCUAGGCCCCAUUUUGAUCAAGCGAUUUGAGCGGCUUUUCGAUGGACCGCCACAAGUGUUGAAAUCGCAUGGAAAGGACGGAUCCACGGUGACAUGGCUUGAUGUGGUCGAAUUCGCAAAGAACAAGCCCGAGCAAUUCAACCUGGAGAAGUCGCGCAACGGUGUGCGAGUUUGCCAGUUCUAUACCAAGCAGUGUCGUGUGGAGAUUAGUGAAGAGGAUUUCGUUUUGAUUGCUUCUGGCAUGCCGCAGAAGAUGAUCCCACCACAGCCUAUCAUCGAGGACGAGGAGAAGGAGCUGGGCGCACUAGAGAUCCUCGAGAAGAACUUGGUCCAAAUCAUUCAGAUGGCCGAUCAAGUCUCCGCUCGGGCCAGGCAGCUUAAUCACCGCUUGAAGAAUCGCCGCAAUGCUAUUGUCACUCGACGAGAGAACGAUGCCUCUUUGUACGCGCAAUCCCGAAAUACCGCCGACAUCUGGCGUGAUGCGAAUGGCCACGGUCCAGUAAACGGCCAUGGAUCAUCCCAAGCUUCCUCAUCCGGGUUCAUCGCUGUAAAUUCUCAUCGCCCCGAAGGCGAGCACACCGAAGAGAAUCCUCUAUCCUCCCAAUUUAUGUUUUCACACUCCAACACCGACAAUGUCACCAUGAUCAACGGACAAUCGAUCAAAGGCGCCUCUCCAACAACUCGGGCAGACUUGAUGAAGAGGUUUUUCACAACGGCAGACCGUCACGCCCGCGGCUAUGACGAUGCAACAGCUCCGGUCAACCCCCAACCACUCCCUCGGCCUCGUGCCUCCGAUCCCGCCGAUUACAGUCUCUACAACACUGCAACGGCAACCCCCGUCGCCAUCCCAAGUACCCCAUCCUCCCUCCUUCCACCACCAAAAUCAACCCACCAAGAAAAAGACGACGGAGGCCCCUUCAAGCUCGAAAUGAUCGCUCGCAUGGAAGAGCUCCAGCGCGGGGAGCGCGUCAUUCCACCCUGUGACCGCUGCCGGCGACUCCACAUGGAUUGCCUCAAGAACCUCACAGCCUGCGUAGGCUGCACUAAGAAACACGCCAAAUGCUCCUGGCGCGAUGUCAAAGAAGACGAAAUCAUAGCUAUGCGCGCAGGAACCACUCCAUCAAUGACGAUGUCCCACGAGCGUCCCGAAAUCGACCGCUCCAGCGCCAACCUCACUCCACCCCAGUUCGGCCUGGGCCCGUUGCCACCCAUCUCCGCUGAGCGCGAGCGUCCCCGGGAACCGCCCUUCGAGCCAGAAGUCCACUCCUACUACCACAGCAACCGACGCGAGUCGGCUCCAUCGGCCCCGCACCUCGCUCCUGGAUCUGUGGUCCCGAUGGAGCUCCCUUCGAGUGAUAAUUCCCCUCGACGGGCGGUGAGCGAAACAGAGAACCAUGGUCGUCCUCGUAUCCCUACCGGCCGUAUCUCAGAUCGUCCAGAAGAUGACGAUCCCGAUGCCAAUCAGCGGCUCAGACAGGCUAUCCUCGAUACCGUAGAUCACCAGGCACGCGUUGCGGCAGCUGUGCAGGAGAAGGAACGUGGUGUCGAGCGUGGGGAAGUCCUGGGUGUUCAUCCUCCACCAAACCAGCUUCCAGUUCUUAACCCCGGUGCUUAUAAUCGAGACUGUGACCGGGAGGCAGAUCGGGACCAUGACCGGCACGUGGUGCAUGCAUAA
Messenger RNA from Penicillium paradoxum, 1935 nucleotides. RefSeq names its product Zn(II)2Cys6 transcription factor domain-containing protein. The record is from RefSeq and is a predicted model, not a curated record. The transcript has 2 exons. Lineage: Eukaryota; Fungi; Ascomycota; Eurotiomycetes; Eurotiales; Aspergillaceae. Bases 1 to 1935 code for a protein of 644 amino acids. Gene Ontology annotation, biological process: regulation of DNA-templated transcription. Gene Ontology annotation, molecular function: DNA-binding transcription factor activity, RNA polymerase II-specific; zinc ion binding.